Messenger RNA from Ochotona curzoniae (black-lipped pika), 1918 nucleotides. It is a transcript of the gene KMO, whose product is annotated as kynurenine 3-monooxygenase. Gene Ontology annotation, biological process: NAD+ metabolic process; quinolinate biosynthetic process; L-tryptophan catabolic process. The coding region runs from base 327 to 1760 and encodes 477 amino acids. Lineage: Eukaryota; Metazoa; Chordata; Mammalia; Lagomorpha; Ochotonidae. Gene Ontology annotation, cellular component: mitochondrial outer membrane. The transcript has 15 exons. The record is from RefSeq and is a predicted model, not a curated record. Gene Ontology annotation, molecular function: NAD(P)H oxidase H2O2-forming activity; FAD binding; kynurenine 3-monooxygenase activity.
AAACUAGGAGCACAUCCUAUAAUGAAAGAAGAACCAAGCCACUGGGCUGUUGCACAGACUCUUCAUUCUACAUGCAAAGCACAGUGUCUUCACUUGGUGGGAUUUUUCAAAUAGAAGUCCCUUCUGUGUUAAAGCCGAGUUGCUCACCCUUAAGGGUACUCAGGAGUUAAAUGCUAUCACUGAGAAUUGGCCCUGCCCAAAGACUGUUUUCUAGCCACAAGUGGGCUGAGCUUUGGGCAACAUUAAGCCUGGGAGAACUCUGAGUGUGGAGAAGCCAGCCCCAACGUGAGGAAGAGACACCUGCCGUGACCAACGCUUCAGUGGCUAUGGACUCCUCCAACUUUCCAAGGAAAAAAGUAGCUGUCAUUGGUGGUGGUCUGGUUGGAUCAUUAAAUGCAUGCUUCCUUGCAAAGAGAAAUUUCCAGGUUGAUGUUUAUGAAGCUAGGGAAGAUAUUCGAGUGGCUAAAUUUGCACGUGGAAGAAGCAUUAACUUGGCCCUUUCUUACAGAGGGCGACAAGCCUUGAAAGCCAUUGGCCUGGAAGAUCAGAUUGUAUCCCAAGGUGUUCCCAUGAGAGCAAGAAUGAUUCACUCUCUUUCUGGAAAAAAAUCUGCAAUUCCCUAUGGGACAAAGUCACAGUACAUUCUCUCUAUAAGCAGAGAAAAUUUAAACAAGGAUCUACUGAAUGCUGUUGAGAAAUACUCCAAUGCCAAGGUGCACUUUGGUCACAGGCUGUUGAAAUGUAAUCCUGAGGAAGGAAAACUCACAGUGCUUGGCCCUGAUAAUGUUCCAAAAGAUGUGACUUGUGACCUCACUGUAGGAUGUGAUGGAGCUUAUUCAACAGUCAGAAAUCACCUCAUGAAGAAACCCCGUUUUGAUUACAGUCAGAAAUACAUUCCCCAUGGGUACAUGGAAUUGACUAUUCCACCUAAGGAUGGGGAUUAUGCAAUGGAACCCAAUUAUCUGCAUAUUUGGCCUAGAAAUACCUUCAUGAUGAUUGCACUUCCCAACAUGAACAAAUCUUUCACGUGCACUUUGUUCAUGCCCUUUGAAGACUUUGAAAAGCUUCUCACCGGCACUGAUGUGCUUGACUUCUUCCAGAAGCACUUUCCAGAUUCCAUCCCUCUAAUUGGAGAGCAAGCCUUAGCGCAAGAUUACUUCCUACUGCCUGCUCAGCCCAUGAUAUCUGUAAAGUGCUCCUCUUUUCAUUUUAAAUCUCACUGUGUGCUGAUGGGAGAUGCAGCCCAUGCCAUUGUGCCAUUUUUUGGGCAAGGAAUGAAUGCGGGCUUUGAAGACUGCUUGGUAUUUGAUGAGUUAAUGGAAAAGUUCAAUAACGAUCUUAACAUCUGUCUUCCCGAAUUCUCAAGAUUUAGAAUUCCAGACGACCAUGCCAUUUCAGACCUAUCCAUGUAUAACUACAUAGAGAUGAGAGCACAUGUCAACUCCAGGUGGUUCCUUUUUCAAAAGAACAUAGAGAGAUUUCUUCAUGAUAUUAUGCCAUCCACUUUUAUUCCUCUCUAUACCAUGGUCACUUUUUCCAGAAUAAGAUAUCAUGAGGCAGUGCUGCGCUGGCAUUGGCAAAAAAAGGUGAUAAACAGGGGACUCUGUUUCUUUGGAUCACUGAUAGCCAUUGGUAGCUAUUACCUAUUUAUGCACUACAUGUCACUGAGACCACUGGACCACUUGAGAAGACCAGGGGACUGGAUCGCUUACAUCCGAAACACAGGGCGUGUUUGGCUGCCAUUUCUACAAGGCCACUAGAACAAAUUACAUUUAAUUACUAGUUGCUAUAAAUAUUCUGAAAUAGGACUGAUUUCUCUGUGAUGAAACUAAGGAUCAAAAUGUGUCUCCCCUACCCCUUUGUAUUUAAUUCAUUAUGGGAAGAUAAUUGUGAACCUAUGAUUAAAUUAAAAUGUACA